Molecule: messenger RNA, 1853 nt
Organism: Gigantopelta aegis
Lineage: Eukaryota; Metazoa; Mollusca; Gastropoda; Neomphalida; Peltospiridae
Product: BTB/POZ domain-containing protein 6-like
Exons: 3
Coding region: 88-1440 (450 amino acids)
Biological process (GO): neurogenesis
Cellular component (GO): cytosol
Molecular function (GO): protein binding
Source: RefSeq, a predicted model, not a curated record
UCUUCCACGAAAAGUAACACGUAGCGUACCAGGAAGUAUUCAGCGACAAAGCGAGACAUUCGACAACUGCGAGCUAAAAGAGACAAGAUGGCGGAGAAGAAGACAGCUCGUCAGACUGCGUCGGAGUUUAUUGAGAGCUGGCAGAGAGGAAAAUCUCUCUCUCAAAGUCUGGUGUACGCACGUGACCACAAGAUUAUGUGUGACGUCACAUUCAAAGUUGGUGAACAGAAGAAGUCAAUCGAGGCUCACAAACUAAUUCUGAGUUUACGUAGCCGCGUCUUUGAGGCGAUGUUGACUGGACCCAUGGCUGAGCAGGGCAGCAUUGUGAUCCCGGAAGUAGAUCCUGAUAUCUUUGAAAAGUUUGUGACAUUCCUGUACACCGAUGACGUCAUCACAGAUGGUAGCAAUGUCAUUGGCUUGUUAUAUAUAUCGAAGAAGUAUGACGUCAGCACUCUAGAAGAGAAAUGUCUUACAUAUUUAGAGACAUCGAUGACGUCAGAGAAUGCGUGUUUCAUCUUAGAACAGGCUCAUAUCUACGAGGAAGAAGAUCUCAAAGAAAAAGCUAUGAGCUGUAUUAGAAACAACGGGGACGCCUCUUUGAUGUCACGUGAUGUUGUUCACCUGUGUCGGAGCUGUUUGAGUGACGUCAUACAGUCUGACCAGCUGAUAGCGACGGAGGAAACGGUGUUUGAAUCUGUUCUGUCUUGGAGUGAGAGCGCAUGCAGAAGUCAGUUAAGGGAGGUAACUCCACGGAACAGACGUGAUGCCCUUGGAGAUGCCCUGCUGCACGUUCGUUAUCCAUUGCUGUCUCAAACGUAUUUUGUAGACAGUGUUUCACCGACAGAACUCCUGACCGAGUCUGAAGAGAUAAAGAUCAUGAAAUAUUUCGUGAGACCGGACAAAGAUGUGUCACCUUUCAACUCUAAACAGAGGAACAAGUCGACCACCACAUGCGACAGAAAACAAAGGAUUAUAACUCGAUUAGACAAGUCUUUGAAUAGUGAUUGGAAGUGCAGAGGGUUCUGCGAUGAUGGAAUCAAGUUUUGCACCAAUACAGAUGCAUCACUUGCAGGAUUCCAGUUAUACGGUGCACGCAGCAACACGUCACAAACAUAUGAUAUCAAAGCGUUCGUAACUGAAACCUCGACAGAUGAACUGGUGGAAGGAUCACAGAUAACACAAACUGUUGUAGCUGACACUGAGACGUAUGACGUGUAUUUUGCACGUGCUAUACAGCUGGUCAAAGAUGAGAAAUACAAUCUGAUUGUGAACAUCACAGGACCAAACACACACGGAGGAGAAUCUGGCAGAUCCAGAGUAGAUGACGGCGACUUCAGUUGUUCUUUCUUUGAUUACAAGACAUCAAGCCACAGCAGUAAGAGAUCUAAUGGCACCAGUGUUAACAGCGGACAGAUUCCUGGCUUACUGUUUCUAGUUUAAGACGACAUAUUGGAGAUGUAUAUUCAGGACUAUCAAACUUACUGUCUGGGGUAUCUCGACUGAUGUUGAUGCAGAACAGAUCCCGUGAUUGCUGAAUUUGAAAUUCCUAUUGCAUAAUUAUUGUUUUAAUCUUCUGUCAGUGAAGAAGUCGGAACACUGAACUGCUGAACUUCGUGUGUGCUAUUUAAUUAACAGUCAAACGGAAAUAGUAUACAAUACAUUUAUAUUGCAGAAUAUUGAAAAAAGACUGUGGCGUACAGUUAAAAACUAUCAACUGACUUUUGCUUAAAACGAAUGUGUGUGUGUGUGUGUGUGUGUGUGUUUGCGUGUGUGUGUGUUUGUGUGUGUGUAUGUGUGUGUGUGUUUGUGUGUGUGUGUAUGUCUGUGUAUGUAUGUGUUUGUGUGUGCGUGUG